Coccidioides posadasii C735 delta SOWgp is the source of this 1847-nucleotide messenger RNA. RefSeq lists its product as uncharacterized. The record is from RefSeq and is a predicted model, not a curated record. NCBI's taxonomy places the organism in Eukaryota, Fungi, Ascomycota, Eurotiomycetes, Onygenales, Onygenaceae. Gene Ontology annotation, molecular function: NADP binding; N,N-dimethylaniline monooxygenase activity; flavin adenine dinucleotide binding.
AAUGUGGAUUUUAGACCGCGUCGAUGCUGUAGCCGAACCUGCGACUGUUGCGCCUGUCCUGAUCCCACCGCUGUCAUUCUCUCAUAUCAUCUGUGUUAGCAAUAUGAACUUGCUCCAAACCCUCGAUCGCCUCUUUUGGACGGCCGUCAGCUAUCCACUCGUUGUACUCUACGUUUUCUUACAGGACAUCCUGAGCCUUGUUUUCGCUCCCACCCCCCCGCCGCCCAAUAAGGGUGCGAAGCUCCAGCGUCCCCGAGUUGCCAUCAUUGGUGCCGGCCUGACCGGUGUCUCUUCCGCUGCUCAUUGCGUGGGCCACGGUUUCGAUGUCCAGAUCUUCGAGGCUCGCUCGAAGGCAAAGGGUUUAGGUGGUAUUUGGAGUAGAGUAAAUACAACUUCCGCCCUUCAGAUUCACAGCAUCAUGUUCCGAUUCCAUCCGUCAGUCAGAUGGGAGAGUGCAUACCCGAAGCAGGAGAAGAUUAAGGGUCAAAUUAUCUCCCUGUGGGACCGGUAUGGCCUCGAGGACCGCACGUUAUUUAAUACACCGGUCAAGUCUCUAAGGCAAAAUCGUAACGGAAAAUGGGUCAUCAACGAUGCUGAAUCAAAAUAUGGCGAUUUUGAUGGCGUCAUCGCCGCCAUUGGCAGCUGUGGUGACCCUAAGAUGCCUUCGCUUCCAGGCCAGGAGAAUUUCAGAGGCCAAAUAUACCAUUCGUCUAAUCUGGAUGGAAAAGACGCCAAAGGUAAACGCGUUAUGGUGAUCGGAGGUGGCGCUAGUGCCAUCGAAGCCUUGGAAUGGGCUGUGGAGGCUGGUGCUGCUAGAAUUGACGUGCUCUCUCGUUCCGAUAAGUGGGUUAUCCCGCGAAAUGUCAUCGUUGACGUCCUACUGGCAUGCAAUAUUCUCGGUCAAGAGACCCGUUUGUCGUGGAUUCCUGAAACCUUGCUUCGGAAGUUCUUCUACCGUGAUCUCGAAGAUAUCUCUCCCUCCGAUAAAGGGGUCUUCAUGGACACGCCUACCGUCAACUCGCAGUUAUUCCAGCUGAUUCGUGAAGGUAAAGCUCGCUGGCUUCGAGGCGAUGUCGUCACCGUGGCCAAAAAUGGUAUCCGCUUUAAUCAUCGUGCCAGAGGCGUGCCCAAGUCUGGACCGGGCCACGAUAUAUUCGUUGAGGGGGACAUCAUCAUAAUGGCGACCGGAUUUACCAGGCCGUCGCUCUCGUUCCUCCCGUCGGAAGCAUUCAAGUCCCCCUAUGGCCCUCCUAAUUGGUAUCUCCAGGUAUUCCCGCCUGGCUUCCCCAGUAUUUGUGCAAACAACAGCACAUAUAUCCAUGCCAUUGCCACAGCUGGCAAUUACCACAUUGGUAUUUACACUCGCAUGCUCCUCAUGUUCCUUGUGGACCCUUUGACCCGCCCCACGGACUUCUGGAUGAAGCGCUGGAUAGAUAUGACAAGACUUCUGAAAAAUUUUGCUCCCACUGGAGCUUUUGAUUUCUUCACUUAUUCCGAACUCCUGUAUUGGUUUGUCUUUGUGGUUUUAGUUAACCCAUUUAGGUGGAAGUGGGCAUUUUUUGUUUUUAUGGGCAUCGGGGUUGCUUUGCCGAUGGCUGUAGUCAAAACAGAGGAAGGGCUAAUAGAAGAGGUACAUUUGAAAUAACAUGGGAUAACCAUGGUUAACCCAAAUUUCUUUCUUUCUUAAGAUUUAAUGUUGAAUAUGGACUGUGAAAAUGAUGUGCAGGAGUGAUGAAUACCUUGGUGAUAUUUUGCAUAGAUCAGGUUCAUUUUUGGCAUAGUAUCAUACAAGUGGAAUCAAUGCUGCGGAGCCAGUUGCUUGUUAAUAAUGAUGAUAAUAUAAAGUC